CUCGGUGGUGGCGGCGACGUGGCCAGAGACACGCUCACGACUCUUGUACUGACCUUCAGCCGCUCCUUGGUUUCUCCUCACAACCAUGAGCGGAUUCCGGUUCCUCAACCUCGUCCGACCAUUCCUGCCCAUCCUCCCAGAAGUCUCGUCUCCUGAUCGAAAAGUUCCUUUCAAUCAAAAGGUGCUAUGGACGGCCGUGACGCUCCUUAUUUUCCUCGUAUGCUCCCAAGUUCCAUUGUACGGCAUCAUGUCGUCAGACUCGUCAGACCCGCUCUACUGGAUGCGUGUCAUCCUCGCCUCUAAUCGCGGAACUCUCAUGGAACUCGGUAUUACUCCCAUCGUGACUAGUGGGAUGAUCAUGCAGCUUUUGGCUGGUGCGAACCUCAUUGACGUCGACUUUUCGCUCAAGGAGGAUCGUGCGUUGUUCAGCGGGGCCCAGAAACUUUUCGCGUUGAUCAUCUCUCUCGGCCAGGCUACCGUCUACGUCCUCACCGGUCUCUACGGACAGCCCAGCGACCUCGGUGCCGGUGUCUGCCUCCUGCUCAUCAUCCAGCUCGUCUCCGCGUCGCUCAUCGUCAUCCUGCUUGACGAGCUUCUCCAGAAAGGCUACGGCCUCGGCUCUGGCAUCUCGCUCUUCAUCGCGACCAACAUCUGCGAAUCCAUCGUCUGGAAGGCAUUCUCGCCGACAACCGUCAAUACCGGGCGCGGGCCCGAGUUCGAGGGCGCGGUCGUCUCACUCUUCCAUCUCCUGUUCACAUGGAAUGAUAAGGGCCGCGCGCUCCGUGAGGCGUUCUGGCGUGAGCGCCUUCCGAACCUCAUGAACCUCAUCGCGACCGUCGUCGUCUUCGCAGUCGUUAUUUACCUGCAAGGUUUCCGGAUUGAGAUUCCGGUCAAGUCGAAUAGGUUCCGGGGUCAGCGCGGGUCGUACCCUGUCAAGUUGUUCUAUACGUCGAACAUGCCGAUCAUGCUCGAGUCCGCUCUCACCUCGAACGUAUUCAUCAUCUCGCAGAUGCUGUCUACCCGCUUCCCUAACAGCUUCUUCGUCAAGUUGCUCGGUGUUUGGGAGCCUCUGGAAGAUUCUCCACAGCUCGCUGCCAUCUCAGGCCUCGCGUACUACAUGUCGCCGCCUCACACCCUCAAGGCCGCGCUGCUCGACCCGAUUCACACUGUCGCGUACAUUGCGUUCAUCACCACCGCCUGUGCUGUCUUUUCCAAAACUUGGAUUGAGGUCUCUGGCUCUGGCCCGCGAGAUAUUGCCAAGCAGCUCAAAGACCAGCAGAUGGUGAUGGCCGGCCACCGUGAAGGCUCGAUGUACAAGGAGCUUAAGCGUGUCGUGCCCACCGCAGCUGCAUUGGGUGGCGCCAUCCUCGGUUUGCUCUCGGUCGCAGCGGAUCUCAUGGGAGCCAUCGGCAGUGGGACGGGUAUUCUGAUGGCGGUCACUAUCAUCUACAGCUAUUGGGAGAUCGGUAUGAGAGAGGCCUCCCCUGAGAUGGGCGCACUUGGAGAUUUGCUAUAACGAGCAUCUCUUGCAGCCGAUGAGGGACGUCAGGAUGGAUCCAAUGCAGCGGAUUCCAUGCGGGGUACAAGAGUACGCUAGCGCGAGAUAAUAUG
Laetiporus sulphureus 93-53 is the source of this 1611-nucleotide messenger RNA. RefSeq names its product SecY protein. Gene Ontology annotation, cellular component: membrane; Sec61 translocon complex. The transcript is spliced from 8 exons. The record is from RefSeq and is a predicted model, not a curated record. The coding region runs from base 86 to 1516 and encodes 476 amino acids. Gene Ontology annotation, molecular function: signal sequence receptor activity; transmembrane protein transporter activity; ribosome binding. Gene Ontology annotation, biological process: SRP-dependent cotranslational protein targeting to membrane, translocation; post-translational protein targeting to membrane, translocation. NCBI's taxonomy places the organism in Eukaryota, Fungi, Basidiomycota, Agaricomycetes, Polyporales, Laetiporaceae.